This is a messenger RNA of Aspergillus wentii DTO 134E9, 1045 nucleotides long. RefSeq lists its product as uncharacterized. The record is from RefSeq and is a predicted model, not a curated record. The transcript has 2 exons. The coding region runs from base 16 to 1011 and encodes 331 amino acids. Gene Ontology annotation, molecular function: ATP binding; D-alanine-D-alanine ligase activity; metal ion binding. Gene Ontology annotation, biological process: peptidoglycan biosynthetic process. Lineage: Eukaryota; Fungi; Ascomycota; Eurotiomycetes; Eurotiales; Aspergillaceae.
CGACGCGUAUCACACAUGGCAUCCGAACCCACGGUGGCCCUUUUAUACCAGGCCCUUAAACCCCCUGUAUACGGGGGAGUGAGCAAGCCCCCCAAACCCGGCGGAUAUCAAGACUCCGGCGCGGACAUCGCCUACACACUAUCGCAGACAGGACAUAAGAUCCUCACGCCCAUCUCCUCCCCAGAUCCCCGCAGACAGCAAGAUUGGUGCUUCCCUGAUACCGAAGAGGGCAUUCUCGCGGCCAUCCACGCUGGCGCUACGCAUCUCUGGGCGAACACGGUUGUCUUUGCUGAGCAUCCACUGCAGGAAUCGGGGGCGUUGACGCCUUAUGAGGACCGUGUGAAGGUUGUCGGCCAGCCGCCGCUUUGUGUGGAUUGGUUUGACGAUAAGGCGGUUUUGAAUGAUAAGCUUCGUCGACGGGGUGGGUUUACGCUACCGCGUGCGUGGAGUGUCGAUGGGACCGCGGAGACGGGGGGCCAGGGGAAUCUAGAGACUGUUAUCGCUUCAUUAGCUCAGUCUGAUUAUCCCCUCGUCGCAAAGCCAGUUCGAGGACGAGGAAGCCACGGCGUGCAAGUUUGCAACUCACCGGCUGAACUAAGGGAUCAUGUUAACCGCUUCUUCAAUGAGACUUCGUCCCAGGUUCUCCUCGAGGAAUAUCUUCACGGCGAAGAAGGGACUGUUACCAUCAUGCCGCCUGAUUGCGUAGAUAGUCGACACUGGGCCCUCCCGCCCGUGGUGCGGUUCAAUCAUGUCGAUGGCAUCGCGCCGUAUAGCGGGUUAGUCGCGGUGACUGCGAACUCGAGGGCGGUUACGAAGCGGGAGAUGGAGGCGGAUGAAUCCUUUGCGUGUAUUAUGAGGGAGUGUGAAGAGGUUGGGGUGUUUUUGGGGGCGACGGCGCCGAUUCGGAUUGAUAUUCGCCGGUUUAGGGAGGGAGGGAGGUUUGCGCUUUUUGAUGUUAAUUUGAAGCCGGUAUGUUUAUCCUUUCUCGUGUGGGAGAGGCGAUUCCUUUGAUUAGAAGGAUUGAGCUAAUGUUGUAGAAUAUGAC